UUCUUGGCGGCGCCCUUCUGGUCAUCACUGGCCGAUCGGUUCCACAAAAGCAAACUCUUUCUCCUGUUUUCUCUGGUCUGUUGGAUAGUCUUCACGUUCAGCCUGGCCUUUAUCAGACCCCCGGCCUCUGCCUGCGUUAUAUUCAACGAAACCCAUCACAUCCUAUUCACGCCAUACUCCGACUACAACAGCCCCGACACCACCAGUGAGCCCGACAUAAGUGAAAACAGCGCUAAUAUUGACGCCAAGCUUCACGCCAUCCAUAAGCGAAUAUUAUUACUAAUAUUCUAUACAAUAUUCUUAAUUCGGCCGUUCGUGGAGUUCUUGGCGGCGCCCUUCUGGUCAUCACUGGCCGAUCGGUUCCACAAAAGCAAACUCUUUCUCCUGUUUUCUCUGGUCUGUUGGAUAGUCUUCACGUUCAGCCUGGCCUUCAUCAGACCCCCGGCCUCUGCCUGCGUUAUAUUCAACGAAACCCAUCACAUCCUAUUCACGCCGUACUCCGACUACAACAGCCCCGACACCACCAGUGAGCCCGACAUUAGUGAAAACAGCGCUAAUAUUGACGCCAAGCUUCACGCCAUCCAUAAGCGAAGCGCCGAAGACAACAAGGAGGAGGAGAACGAGUGGAUCCGUAAGUGGGGGUCAAAGCAUAAGCCCCCUCCCACUCAUAUAGUGGGCAAAAGUCCGCUGACAGUCGAGUAUACCUUGAAUUACAAUCAGGAGAAACACGUGUCAUAUGUGUCGCCGCCGUUCUCUACGAUUGUCUACAAAUUAGAUGACGUGAAGGAAGUCUUCUUCCUUUUACUGCUUCUCAUACUUUUGGGCGAAUUCUUCAGCGCACCCGCCAUUACCCUCGCCGACAGCGCCACACUCAGCUACCUGGAUGACGUGAAGGAAGUCUUCUUCCUUUUACUGCUUCUCAUACUUUUGGGCGAAUUCUUCAGCGCACCCGCCAUUACCCUCGCCGACAGCGCCACACUCAGCUACCUGGGCGAAAACACCGAUAAUUACGGUCAGCAGCGGAUGUUCGGGUCGUUCGGAUGGGGGAUAACCAUGUUUUUCGUGGGCAUGGCUUUAGACAACUCGACCAAAUUCACGGACCAUCCGUGCGGUGCACACAUCGGUGAACGCAAUUACGUCACGUGUUUCACGAUUUUUGCUUUUUUGAUGGCCUGUGCGCUCAUAGCCGCCACUCAGUUCCGGUUCGACUACGAGGCCAACUACCAGUCCUCCAACACCGAUGACAUUCAGAUGAAACCCUAUGAUUACGACACCUCUCAGGCCAAGCCGUGGCUCAACACUGCGCCGCCUAUUAAUAAGCCCCCGGAGAUGGCCGCACACGACAGGAAAAUGGAGUUCAUGGACAACUGGAAGAGUCUCAAAUCGGCAGUGUUCGCUCAGCGCACGAGACAACUGCCCCAAUGGGUGUCUGUCAUCAAAUCCCUGGCCACUCUACGUCAGGCGGCCUUCCUGUUGGUCACGUGGUUCAUGGGGUUCGGCAUCGGACUGGUCUUCACGUUCCUCUUCUGGCACUUACAAGACUUGGGCGGAACGCCUACUCUGUUCGGUGUGGCCUCUGUUAUCAACCAUAUCUCAGAGAUUUGCGCCUAUUUUUACAGCUAUUCACUCAUCAAAACCUACGGACACACAAAGGUC
Molecule: messenger RNA, 1656 nt
Organism: Oppiella nova
Lineage: Eukaryota; Metazoa; Arthropoda; Arachnida; Sarcoptiformes; Oppiidae
Source: the annotation of a GenBank genome assembly